Molecule: messenger RNA, 753 nt
Organism: Desarmillaria tabescens
Lineage: Eukaryota; Fungi; Basidiomycota; Agaricomycetes; Agaricales; Physalacriaceae
Exons: 5
Coding region: 1-753 (250 amino acids)
Source: RefSeq, a predicted model, not a curated record
AUGUUCAAUGAAGAUUCGAAGGGCUGUGAUGAGUUUACUGCGAGGAUGAGGAAGACUCUCUUGCAGUAUGAGAUGCACGCGAGGACAUCCAACAAGCCAGGGAGUGGAGCCAAGCCCAAGCCAAUGGGGAGAAGCUGUCGGGCAGCAUUUAUUCCCAUCCUCAAAUCCAAAUGUGUGUCGAUUGAGCAGACAACGCGAGGGGCCCACCAAUACGGCCCAACCGACCGGCACAUGCUCAACGUGUACUACCCUCCCACUCCGUGUCCCAACACCCUGAUCCUCGCCUUCUCAUAUGGAGGUGGGUUCUACAUGGGCGCACGCAUGCACCCCACCCCCUUGUCCAUUAUCUACUACAACUCGGCUCCUUCUUUGCCUCCCAUGGAUUCAUCACCGUUCGUGAAGUUCCCUGGUACGGCGCAGGAUAUGCAAGAUGCAAUCCAGUGGCUUAUGGAUGACCUCCCCUUCCCUGAUUCUGGCAUCCACGUCCUCGGCCACUUGAUGGACAUGUUUACGGUCCUCGCUCCCCCAGAGUUGUUCUCCCCCACUUUGCACCCCCGUAUCGGAGAGAGGGACAUUCCCUGCCUGCAUCCCACUAUGGAGAAAUUCGGCGCGGCUUUGAGGGUGUCAUACGACGAGUUUGCCGCGAAAGGGCAUAAUCACAUCAGCUUGAUGUUCGCGCUUGGGACUGGGCAGGGCAAGGAAUGGGCAGAGGACGCAGUCAAGUGGACUCAUGCAUGCCGCGAGCUGCACUAA